Molecule: messenger RNA, 1065 nt
Organism: Trametes versicolor FP-101664 SS1
Lineage: Eukaryota; Fungi; Basidiomycota; Agaricomycetes; Polyporales; Polyporaceae
Exons: 22
Coding region: 1-1065 (354 amino acids)
Source: RefSeq, a predicted model, not a curated record
AUGUCAUCUCUACCACUGUCCGCCAUCGCGGCCGAGUUAGACACCUUCAAGACCGGUAUUGGUGCUUGGCUCGUGGGGACCUUCCUGUCUACCUUGGUUGUCGGAAUGGUUUUGCAGCAGAUGUUCCGCUACUUCCGUCUGUAUCCGUCAGACCCACCCUACCUGAAGAUUUGGGUCGUCUCAGCGGUCUUACUGCAACUUGUAACCACUGCAUUCUCUAUGCAUGUCGGCUACUACUACUUGAUCACAUACUAUUUAAACCCUAUCGUGUUCACGAAGAAGGAUGUGUGGACCUCCGCCAUGAUACCCAUCUUCGGGCCCAUAAACAACCUCGUGGCUGAAGCCUAUUUCGCACGCCGCGUGUACAUGAUCGGCCGACUGUAUCGCUAUAUUGCUCUAUCCGCCAUGAUCAUGAUAUUGGCGUCUUGCGGCUUCUACUUCGCGGUUGCCGCUCAGGCCUUCGCCUUGCCAAACAUCAUAACGGCAGCGAACACAGGUGCUUGGCUGCCUACCGCCGGCGCCGCAUUGCUCCUUGCCAGCGACUUCCAGCUGACAGUCGUGCUCGUCUAUUUCCUCUAUCGUAGCCGGACCGGUUUGAGACGCACGAACUCGAUGCUGGACAUACUCAUUGCCUACACAAUGAGCACCGGGGGACUCGUCUGCUUCCUCAACGUUGUCGGUCUCAUCAUGUCUAUUACCUUCUCUCACAACAUUAUCUACACUGCAUCCACACUGGUUGUGAAGGCUGUGUACACCAGCUCGUUCCUGGCAGCUCUGAACACCCGCCAGAUGGUCCGCAGUCGUGGAGAGCUCUACGACUCCGAAGACCUCGCGGGCGGAGUCAUUUUCGGCGAGGCAGACCGUGACCCCGCCGCCGCGGCCCCGCGCGUCAAACAGGUCGAGCUGCCAUCGAUUGCAUUCGCCACGCACCCGUCGGGUACUCAGACGAGCGAUAUGGACGAGUCGGGCGGGAACAGUACGGCGGGGAAGUCGGAAGACCUCGAGAAGAACGAGCUCGCUGGAAGCGUGCACAAGCGAGCAGCGUUCGGCACUGUGACGGUCUAA